Scatophagus argus is the source of this 2612-nucleotide messenger RNA. It is a transcript of the gene septin5a, whose product is annotated as septin 5a. Gene Ontology annotation, biological process: regulation of exocytosis; cytoskeleton-dependent cytokinesis. The coding region runs from base 313 to 1443 and encodes 376 amino acids. The record is from RefSeq and is a predicted model, not a curated record. The transcript is spliced from 11 exons. Gene Ontology annotation, molecular function: molecular adaptor activity; GTPase activity; GTP binding. Gene Ontology annotation, cellular component: septin ring; microtubule cytoskeleton; septin complex. NCBI's taxonomy places the organism in Eukaryota, Metazoa, Chordata, Actinopteri, Scatophagidae.
UGAGAAUUCCUCCAUACCUGUCUGAACAGGGAGAGUUGGGCCGCCGUGGGGCAGAUGAAAGAAAGAAGGCAGGGAAAAAAGAAAAGAAAUCAAGAGAGAGAAAGAAAGUAGGAGGAACAAAAGGUCCAUAUUUAAAGAGCACAAACAGGAAAGAGGCGUUAAAGACAAUUUGGGGACGGACAUAGAACAGGAGGCAAGUUUAUCAAGGUGUCAAGGCUUCAUAUUUGCUUUUUUCCCGUUUCCCGCUGGGCUGUUUUUCAACUUUCUGAGACCUGUUGCUAUUUUGGUCCGUUAGUGUCGGAGUCGUUUGGGAUGGAUGCCAUCAUGCUGCAGGAAAAACUAGUGGAACGGCUGCUCUGCCCACGAGUGAGAACAGCCAGGCAGAAGGAGAAACAGUAUGUGGGUUUUGCAACUCUGCCCAACCAGGUCCACAGGAAGUCUGUGAAGAAAGGCUUCGAUUUUACGCUGAUGGUUGCAGGAGAGUCUGGUAUGGGUAAAUCCACUCUGGUCAACAGCCUGUUCCUCACAGAUCUCUACAAAGACAGGAAGUUACUGAAUGCUGAGGAGCGAAUUAACCAAACUGUGGAGAUCAUCAAACACACUGUAGACAUCGAAGAGAAAGGAGUCAAGCUCAAACUGACCAUCGUAGACACGCCAGGGUUUGGAGACGCCGUCAACAACAACGAGUGCUGGAAGCCAAUCACAGACUACAUAGAUCAGCAGUUUGAGCAGUACUUCAGGGAUGAGAGUGGACUGAACCGAAAGAACAUCCAGGACAACAGAGUCCACUGCUGCCUCUACUUCAUCCCUCCAUUUGGGCACGGGCUGCGUCCAGUGGAUGUUGAGUUCAUGAAGGCUCUGCACGAAAAAGUGAAUAUUAUUCCACUCAUUGCAAAAGCCGACUGCCUCACGCCCAAUGAGAUCAAAAAGCUCAAAGACCGAAUACGAGAAGAAAUAGACAAAUUUGGCAUCAAAGUAUACCAGUUCCCAGAAUGUGACUCUGAUGAGGAUGAAGAGUUUAAACAACUUGACAAAGAGCUGAAGGAGUGCACCCCGUUCGCCGUGAUUGGCAGUAACACGGUGGUGGAGGCUCGAGGGCAGAGAGUGAGAGGGAGACUGUACCCGUGGGGGAUUGUUGAAGUGGAGAACCAGUCGCACUGUGACUUUGUGAAACUGAGGAACAUGCUGAUUCGUUCGCACAUGCACGACCUGAAAGACGUGACCUGUGACGUCCACUAUGAAAACUACAGAGCGCAGUGCAUACAGGAGAUGACCAGCAAACUGGCUCAGGACAACCGUAUGGAGAGUCCCAUCCCCAUCCUGCCGCUCUCCACCCCAGAUGUGGAGACUGAGAAACUCAUCAAAAUGAAAGAUGAGGAGCUGAAGAGGAUGCAGGAGAUGCUGAAUAAGAUGCAGCAGCAAAUGCAUGAGAAAGACCAGUGAUGACUCCUGGAGCAGUGCUGGGCUGCAGCGCCGCCUGCUGUUUCUCUCCUGAACGACAGUGAGACCUUCAGACGUUGAAAGUGGAUAUCGUGUGUUAGUGGCAACUCUGGCUGUACAUUUAUCCUCAGUUUGGUGCUUUGUAUAGUUUGUCUGCCUGGAGGGUUGUGUGUCUUUUUCUCUGAAACUAUCCAUUUGCCCACUUUGAGCCCCUUGCUGUGGUUUAACAGUCUUUAACAUAUAUAAUAUAAAUACGUAAUUUAAAUUACUACUCAUUUUAUCUAAUUUAUAAAUGCAAUGCUAAAACUUUUGGAUAUUUUGUCAGGGUAUGGACAGGGUAUGUGUGCUCCAAUGUAUUUUGUAAAAAAAAAUUUAGCUUGUUGGUGAUGUUUAAAUUGGAACAUCGUUUUUUUGUUUUUUUGUUUUUUUUUUUUAUUCUGAGUGUGUAUUUGGGUGCGUGAGCUUCUGUAUUUCGUGAGAUUUUCUCUGAUAUCAUCUCACCAGGUAUCCGUCCAUAAAACUCCCUUUUGACAUCACUUUUGCUAAAAUCCAACUUUUGCCCUCUUGUACUACAUUCAUGCGACAUUUGUUUUCUCAUAUGGCAAGUCAAAAUAUCCUCUCCCAGCAUUUUUAUUCAUGUGCUGGCAGAGCUGAAAAUGCACUUAUUGCCAGUGGUUAACUGUGAAUGGAGAGUCUUUGACAUAUCGAGAGGGUUGGUGCAUGUGCGAGCAUGCUGCCAUUACUCAUAUCUGCUAAAUGCUGUGGGCCUAUUUUUACUGCUUUGUAGCCGAUGCCCUGUAUUCUGUAUUAAACUGCAUCAUGACUUGCAGUAUGCUUUGUUGCCACGAUGAGAUGGUAAAAAUAGAUCAACACUGAGGAGCAAAUACUUUGUCUAUGCUUCUGUUUUUUCUCCUUGGAAGUGAGUUACUGCAUUCUGCCAGUGAAGAUGUGUAUUCUGUGAGUGAUUUAAGUUCAUUUGAGAGAGUAAGUGAAUGUGUGUGUGUGUGUGUGUGUGUGUGUGUGUGUGUGUGUGUGUGUGUAUGUGCGUGUCUGUUUAGGCUGAUGCUGAGGACCAGAACAUAUUUUGCCUGAAGGCUGUGAGCUCAGCCUGUGAGCCUGUGCCCCGUUUAUAAAGGUGUGACAAAUAAACUCGCGUUUCUCGUCAAAUCUGC